This is a messenger RNA of Hemibagrus wyckioides, 4437 nucleotides long. Its product is annotated as paralemmin-1-like. The transcript has 8 exons. Bases 209 to 1519 code for a protein of 436 amino acids. The record is from RefSeq and is a predicted model, not a curated record. Lineage: Eukaryota; Metazoa; Chordata; Actinopteri; Siluriformes; Bagridae.
ACGCCUCUACCUCCCCUCAUUCAGUUAAAGUGUUUUUAAAAUUCAUUUCGCUAUAAGACUCGAGUUUAUUUUAGCUUUUCGGCAUACUUGCUACUGACUUGUUCACACUACCAUCUCAAAACCUGGAGUUAUAAAUCGCACACUGCAGAAUUCCAUCACAGCAGCAUCUGACCAGCUUUUUCACUGACCACACGUAUAAUACCCAGGAAUGGAUGAGGCAGAAAAGUACCAGCAGAGGCUGCAGGCCAUUGCAGAGAAGAGGCGAAUGAAGGAAGACGAGGAGAAAGUCAAGCGGGAGAUGGAAGAAGAGUUGCUGAAAAAUGCUCAAGACAAGAGGAAGUAUCUGAGAGAGCAGUGGCUGAUGGAAGCAGAUGCCCCCAGCACUCCUGAGGAUCCUAAACUGCAGUCCGUGAUUCCCGCUUCGCAGACAACAGAGCAGAGUGCAGAAGAAACACAAAGCGCAGAGAGACAGAGGAAGAAAGAAGAGGAAAAGACUGAGGUCAUAAAUGACGAAUCUUCACAGAUUGGGGAGAAUGAGCCUUCAAUCCUUUCUGCAGACAACACAGAGAAGCCUACGCAGGCCUACCUGGAAGAGGACGAAAGAAAUGUGCUUGAGGUGUUGGCGGUUGAAGCGGAGGGAAACCCAGUUUCAGAAGCAGCACGGGAGGAUACAGAGGAAAAGAGAAAAGCAAAAACCGAAGAGCAUGAGACCGAUCAGUCAGCAAUGGAUACAGUAGAACCUGUUGAUCUACCCUGCCAAUCAUUAGAGCAAAUUAAGACACCAGAUGAGACCCAUUUUUCUUUAGCUGAUAUAAAAACUGAGCUAAAUAUGGCAGAAAACAAUGAUGAGGAGGAAGAAUGGGAGAUGGUGAAUUCUUGUCCAGAUGAAGAUCUAGAUCUGGUGCUAACAUCUGACUUGAUACAAGCUCAGUCUGACUCUGGUUUGGAUCAAACAAGUGAUGAAGAAGUUCUGAAGGUAGAGCAGGUCUUCAUCAUGGACGAAGAAGAGGACCUAGAGGUCAGUGCAUCUGAGGUGCUGAGCCUUGUUGUGGCUGAGAAGAAGUCCGAUCUUGAAGACACAUCCUGUGAAAAACCUCCUGAGUGUGCAUUACGGAAUCUUUUUUUGGUAAAGGCGGCACAUGCAGGCACAUCUGCCCCUUUGAAGGAGCUGAGUAAUGUGUCAGGUGUCAUUUCUGAAGAGUCUUCAGUAUUUUCAGUAGAACGUCAACAGAAUAUGCCACACUUUCCAGCACAUAAAACACAUGCUGUAGAAGAAAGCAGGAUAGUAAAAGGGGAAUGGAAAGAGGCAUCAGGUGAUGAAGAUGAAGUGCACCAAUAUAUUCCAACAGAUAGACAAAGAGAGAAAUCACCAUCCUUGAAGCAGAGGGAAAUGGUUGCACACACCACUGAGCAAGAGUCAGAAAUACAAACACUGGUGCCUCCCAGUGGAGCUCCAGCUAGUGCAGAAACAGUCACAUCGACAAAAAGAAAGACUUGCCAGUGUUGCACUGUCAUGUAAGCAAGCAUUCAAGCAAAUAGCUUUUUCUCUUUUGUUCUCUUUUUUUAUUAGAUUUCCCGGUUUUAUUAGAUUUCCCGGAUUCAGUGUGUAUUCUGAAUUAUAGCAUGUGAAUACAGUUUUCUUCCAUCUUCAAUAAUAAAUUUAAAGUAUCACAGAAAUAUCUGAGAAAUAUCUGAGAUGUGUGGCUUUACAGUUAGCGUUGUUGCCCCCUGCUGGACAUACAUUUGUAUUGAAAUAUGAGUUCUAAAGGUGGCAAAUAGGUUUAUCCUUUAUCAUCAUCGUCCUGGGGAUCCACCGUAACCCUGACCAUGUUAAAACACUUACUGAAGAUGAAUGAAUUACAAAUAGACUUAUAUUGCCGCAUUAUUUUUUUAUGUCAAAUCCCAUCAUUUCUAUUUUAAAUGAAGUUAUUGAUAUAGGUAUAAACACAUAUAAAUGUCAUAUGUAUAUGAUUUGGCAUAUCUGUGAUUUAAAAAUAUAUCUAAUUGAUUAGGAUGUGAAGUAUUCCAAAGCACAUCUGUGCCUAAUAAUGUGUGUUACCAAACAAAUAUUAGUAUUAUGUAAAAGGCAUUAUGUAAUGUCACAUGAGAUAUAGAGAAUAUGUGCAGAAUUGCCUUGAUUAUGUUAUUGCUUGAGUGUUAAACUCUGAAAACUAAAUAAUUUUGGUGUUAAUUGACCCUUUUUCUGUUAUUACACAUUGUGAUGUUUUUUGUGGGCGGAGCUUAGGAGGGAGAAAGAUUUUCCUGACAAGUGGUAGUUAUCAAGUUUUGUUAGUUUGUUUUUAAACAAUGACUGGUCAAAUCAGAAUUUAUCUGACUACGUUAGGCCACUCACUGUCCAGGACCCGAGAAUGUUAUUUGCUAACUUUAACGGGCGGAACCAGAUUGGCCGACAUAUACACGCUCACUCAAUGGAUGGACGAUGUGACCGGGUGACCUCUGGUUCAGUGACCUGACAUCUACACCUAUCUGAUAGAAAAACUGAGCGCUUCUGGUAACUGUAGAAUGGGAGAUGACACAAACAGUUUCCUUUGUUUAGCCUCCAAUCGUUAGCUACCAGUUACAGUUGUGCUCAUAAAUUUACAUACCCUGGCAGAAUUUAUGAUUUCUUGGCUAUUUUUCAGAGAAUAUGAACAAUAACACAAAAACUUUUCUUUCACUCAUGGUUGGUGGUUGGCUGAAGCUAUUUAUUGUCAAACAACUGUGUUUACUCUUUUUAAAUCAUAAUGACAACAGAAACGACCGAAAUGACCCUGGUCAAAAGUUUACAUACCCUGGUGAUUUUGGCCUGAUAACAUGCACACAAGUUGACACAAACGGGUUUGAAUGGCUAUUAAACGUAACCAUCCUCACUUGUGAUUUGUUUGCUUGUAAUUAGUGUGUGUGUAUAAAAGGUCAGUGAGUUUCUGGACUCCUGACAGACCCUUGCAUCUUUCAUCCAGUGCUGCACUGAUGUUUCUGGAUUCUGAGUCAUGGGGAAAGCAAAAGAAUUGUCAAAGGAUCUGCGGGAAAAGGCAGUUGAACUGUAUAAAACAGGAAAGGGAUAUAAAAAGAUAUCCAAGGAAUUGAGAAUGCCAAUCAGCAGUGUUCAAACUCUAAUAAAGAAGUGGAAAAUGAGGGGUUCUGUUGAAACCAAACCACGGUCAGGUAGACCAACUAAAAUUUCAGCCACGACUGCCAGGAACAUUGUUCGGGAUGCAAAGAAAAACCCACAAAUAACUUCAGGUGAAAUACAGGACUCUCUGAAAACAUGUGGUGUGGCUGUUUCAAGAUGCACAAUAAGGAGGCACUUGAAGAAAGAUGGGCUGCGUGGUCGAGUUGCCAGCGCAAAUGCCACAAAGUAUCCCGCUUACAAUACGCCAAACAGCACAGAGACAAGCCUCAAACCUUCUGGCACAAAGUCAUUUGGAGUGAUGAGACUGAACUUUUUGGCCACAACCAUAAACGUUGCAUUUGGAGAGGAGUCAACAAGGCCUAUGAUGAAAGGUACACCAUUCCUACUGUGAAACACGGAGGUGGAUCGCUGAUGUUUUGGGGAUGUGUGAGCUACAAAGGCACAGGAAAUUUGGUCAAAAUUGAUGGCAAGAUGAAUGCAGUAUGUUAUCGAAAAACACUGGAGGAAAAUUUGCACUCAUCAGCCCGGAAGCUGUGCAUGGGACGUACUUGGACAUUCCAACAUGACAAUGAUCCAGAACACAAGGCCAAGUCGACCUCUCAUUGGCUACAGCAGAAUAAAGUGAAGGUUCUGGAGUGGCCAUCUCAGUCUUCUGACCUUAAUAUCAUUGAGCCACUCUGGGGAUUUCUCAAACGUGCAGUUCAUGCAAGACAGCCCAAGAAUUUAUAGGAACUGGAGGCUUUUUGCCAAGAAGAAUGGGCAGCUUUACCAUCUGAGAAGAUAAAGAGCCUCAUCCACAACUACCACAAAAGACUUCAAGCUGUCAUUGAUGUUAAAGGGGGCAAUACACGGUAUUAAGCACUGGGGUAUGUAAACUUUUGAUCAGGGUCAUUUGGGUCGUUUCUGUUGUCAUUAUGAUUUAAAAAGAGUAAACACAGUUGAUUGAUAAUAAAUGGCUUCAGCCAAACACUAACCAUGAGUGAAAGAAAAGUUUUUGUGUUAUCAUUUAUAUUCUCUGAAAAAUGGCCAAGAAAUCAUAAAUUCUGCCAGGGUAUGUAAAACUUAUGAGCACAACUGUAGCUAACUUAAAACGUUAGCAUGACAUGAGAAAUCAUUUAACUUGUUCCCCAAUUUUUGAUUAGGUGCCAUGCAAAAGAAAUAUUUUUACUUAGCCAAACCAUAAACCAUACCAAAAGCAAUAGUUUCUUUAACCUAAUCUGAUAUGAAGUAUGUGCUGCAAAUGUGAGCAUUCAUUUUAUUGCGGUUAAUCUCGUCGUUUUUUUUGUCUGGCAGUGGCAGCACCA